AUGAAGAUCCUGACAGACAACGGCCUAUCCAUAAAAAAUCAAGAAGUCUGUGAUCUUAUAGGGCAAUACAGUGCAAGACUAAGGAUAUCAACAACAUACUAUCCACAAGGCAAUGGACAAACAGAAGCCACAAACAAGACCUUACUAAGGAUGUUAAGUAAAACAGUGGCUGAUAAUCAAAAGGAUUGGACAGAAAAACUGUCAGAAACCCUUUGGACCUAUCACACCACUAUUAGGAAGAGAACACAAGCGAUGCCCUACUCAUUGGUAUACGGCCAGGAAGCAGUACUACCAGCAGAAAUACGGGCCGUAUCUGCCCAAGUAGCCUUUGCAAUGGAUAAAAAGGUUACACCAGAAGACAUGGACCACUUAUUCGCAGAUAAGCUUGAAGUUAUUGAUGAAGCCAGAAAUUUGGCCAUGCAAAAGCAUACCAAAUAUAAACAAGCUCUAGCCACAAACUUCAACAGACUUUUGAGACCUAGAAACUUUAAAGAAGGAGACAAGGUGCUCAAAAUGACGAUAAAUGUUAGACAUGGCAAGUCUGCGGGAAAAUUCACCCCAACAUGGGAGGGGCCGUAUGUGAUAAAAGAAGCCCAUGCAUUAGGCUAUUAUGUGUUAAAGACUGUGGAUAUAGAGGAAGAUGAUGAAACAAUCAAUGGCUAUUGGUUGAAACCAUACUUCUAG
Messenger RNA from Nelumbo nucifera (sacred lotus), 684 nucleotides. NCBI's taxonomy places the organism in Eukaryota, Viridiplantae, Streptophyta, Magnoliopsida, Proteales, Nelumbonaceae. The record is from RefSeq and is a predicted model, not a curated record.